Messenger RNA from Theileria equi strain WA, 888 nucleotides. RefSeq names its product DNA-directed RNA polymerase III, putative. The transcript is spliced from 5 exons. NCBI's taxonomy places the organism in Eukaryota, Apicomplexa, Aconoidasida, Piroplasmida, Theileriidae. Gene Ontology annotation, biological process: transcription by RNA polymerase III. Gene Ontology annotation, cellular component: RNA polymerase III complex. The coding region runs from base 1 to 888 and encodes 295 amino acids. The record is from RefSeq and is a predicted model, not a curated record.
AUGAACAAGGACGAAAUCCAGGUGGCCUACGAAUUGGCCCUGGAAAACGACAAGCGCUUUACCGAGGAGCUUUUUUUCGAGAAUUUGCAAACUUUUCGGAAUUUACCGCAGACCUCUGCCCCUUACAACAUCUCAGACUUUCCAGUUUUCCUUAAAAAGCUCAGCGCAUCAAAGUAUUUCGGGAUACUCCAAGAAUCCUCGGGAACCCAAUAUGCCUUUCUGAGGGAUCAAGAGACGAUAAACCAAUUGCAAAAGCUUCAACCGGCAGAAUAUUCAGUUUAUUGCCUCGUAGAAACUGCUGGAAACAAGUCGAUUUGGUCGGCUGAUAUCAAGAGGAUCACAGGGUUAUCGGUAAGUUUAAUGGUCCAGAGGAUUACAAAGAACCUUUCUGAGGGACUACGUUUAAUAAAGCCAGUUCGUAGCAUUCGAUACAAAAAUCGCAGAUUAUACGUUUUAUCGCAUAUAGAGCCCGCAGACGAGAUAAGCGGCGGGGCAUUUUACUAUGAUGGAGAAUUUAAUGAAGUACUUGUGGAGGGUAUGAAGGAUCAAGUUGCCAUGUAUCUCUCCAAAAAUAUGGGUCGUACACUAACGCAGAUUACAGAUUAUCUGAAAUCCUCAAAUACAAUUCAAGGAGACCUUUUGGAAGAAAACGUACUGGCAGUUGUCAACUUGCUCGUUCUAGAGAAUAAAGUUUUUAGCGGCAUUCUUGAAAAUGGAAAGUGCAUUUAUAUUUGGUCCGGAGCUUCCGAUCCAAAGUUUGCAGAAGACGCCUUUUCUACACCAUGUUUCAGUUGCAAUUUAGCGGAUGAGUGUCGCCUUGGAGUUCAGGAUAAAUUUUGUCCCUCAAAUUGUGAUUUUCUGAGCAAGUGGCUUGGAACGUCAACAUAG